GGGCGGCGGGCCGUGUGCGUGGUGUGCCACCUGUCCCGGGAGCACCGCGCCCACACCGUGCUGCCCGCCGAGGAGGCGGCCCACGCCGCGGAGGAGGUGCCCCAGGAGCACCUGAGCUCUCUGAGGAAGGGGCGUGAAGAGGCCAAGGCCGAGCGGGAGCGGCAGAGCGAGGAGCUGCUGAAGCAGACGGAGGUGGAGCGGCAGAAGAUCGUGGCUGAGUGCAAGGAGCUGCGGGCCUUCCUGGAGGAGAAGGAGCAGCUGCUGCUCUCGCGGCUGGAGGAGCUGGAGAGGGACAUCGGGCGCCGCAGGGACGAGAGCGUGGCCCGGCUGGCCGAGGACAUCGCCCAGCUGGACAAGCUGCUGGCCGAGCAGGGCGGGGACAGCGGCACAGGGAGCGCCCCUGGCGAGGGUGUGGUCCCAGCUGGCAGCAGCCUGGAGAGCUGGAUGUUCCUGAAGCCCGAGCCCGGCUUUUCCGAGCUGGAGAAGAAGCUGAAGAGCUUUUCCCAGAAGAGUGCAGUACUCAAGGAGGUGCUGCUGGAAUUCAAGGAAAACCUGCGCUUCGAGCUGGAGAAUGACACAGGCGAGCUGUCCCUGGACCCCGACACGGCCAACCCGUACCUGGUACUGUCGGAGGACAAGCGCAGCGUGCGGCUGCGCGGGGCGCCCCAGGAGCUGCCGGCGCACCCCAAGCGCUUCGACUACGCCUUCUGCGUGCUGGCCGCCGAGGGCUUCUCGGCCGGCCGCCACUACUGGGAGGUGGAGGUGGGCGACGGGGAGAGCUGGGUGCUGGGCGCCGCCCGCGAGUCCGUGCGCCGCAAGGAGAAGGUCGACUUCGCCCCCGAGGAGGGGAUUUGGGCGGUGGGGCUCAACUGGAAGGGCAAGAAUUGGGAUCAGUACCAGGCGUUCACCUCUCCCGAGACGCCGCUGUCGCUCUGCGAGCGGCCGCGCAAGAUUGGGGUGUACCUGGACUACGAGGGCGGGUGGGUGGCGUUCUACAACGCCGACAACAUGGCUCCCAUCUUCACCUUCACCGCCGCCUUCUCCGAGAGGAUCUUCCCGUUUUUCUGGCUCUUCUAUGUGGGCUCCUCACUGUCCCUCUGCAACUGAGCGCGCCCCACUCGCUGGUGGUGUCCCUUCUGCCCUGCCGUCCUUAGGUUUUCCUUUGCUUCCAAGCAGAACACCCCUAAUCCUGCCCUUGGUUCAGGGGGGAUUUUUUUUUUCCUGUUGCAGUUCAAAGUUUGGAGUCUUUUUACCCUUAAAACCUUUUCAGGGGUGUUAGUUGGUGAGGGGGUGCUAUUUGAGCACCCUCUCCCCGUUGCUGGUUAAACACCCCUGUAGUUAAUUUUGUGUUUAUCUUUGGAGUUGGAGCCCCGUGGAACAGGGAGAGGCUGAUCCCAUCCUACUUGGAAUAGCAGCCAAAGCUUUGUGUCCCCCCUCCCUCCUAAAAUGCUGUGUGGAGAGGAGGGGUGUUGUACCCCCCCAGUUUGGACACUCUUGCUUUGCAAGUCAUCUUUGCCCAUCCCAUUAUCCCAUCCCAUCCUUCCAUUUUCCCAUCUCAUUGUCCCAUCCCAUCUCAUCCCAUCCCAUUAUUCCGUUUUCCCAUCCCAUUACCCUAUCCCAUCCCCCCUGGGGAAAGGGCCGAGCCCAUCCUGCUGUCACUGACUGACCCCCCCAUCUCCUCUAUUGCCCCCCCAUUUCUCUCCCCACUGCCCCCAUUGUCCUC
Messenger RNA from Ficedula albicollis (Collared flycatcher), 1723 nucleotides. Its product is annotated as tripartite motif-containing protein 7-like. The transcript is spliced from 7 exons. The record is from RefSeq and is a predicted model, not a curated record. The annotation marks the transcript as partial. Lineage: Eukaryota; Metazoa; Chordata; Aves; Passeriformes; Muscicapidae. Gene Ontology annotation, molecular function: protein binding.